Penicillium diatomitis is the source of this 1167-nucleotide messenger RNA. RefSeq names its product Hsp20/alpha crystallin family protein. The transcript has a single exon. Gene Ontology annotation, biological process: response to hydrogen peroxide; response to salt stress; protein folding. The record is from RefSeq and is a predicted model, not a curated record. Lineage: Eukaryota; Fungi; Ascomycota; Eurotiomycetes; Eurotiales; Aspergillaceae. Bases 1 to 1167 code for a protein of 388 amino acids.
AUGGCUUCAUUUAACAAUCCAAAUCAAUCCCCCAACGCCUUUUGGGAGCAUGUGGCGUCCACUUUGGAUGACCACCCCUUCUUCAAUCCUCGCAGCGUGAACUCUUCUCACCCACCGCCGCCGCCGCCGCCACCGCCGGCAGCAUUCUGGGGCUGGGGAAAUCCUCACCAUUCUCAUCGGCGCCAUCGUGGACCUCCUCCAUCGUUCUGGGCAUGGGCCCAUCAGACCGAUGAUGAGGACCAGCCGCAUUCCCCCGAGACGCACGACAGCGCAGCGAACCAACCCGCCGAGACUACUGCUGGUCCUUCCCACUCUGCAGAAGAAGCCCACAAUACCGAAAAGGGCCCAGCUCCCUCGUCAGACUCCGAGCCCCAGUCUCAGCACGAGGGACGUCCUCAUGGACGAUGCGGUAAAGACAAGCAUCCUUCUCAUGGAGGCCACCACGGAUCCAGUGACCGAGGCAGAUGUGGACGAGGCUCCCGCGGUGGUCGAGGCAGACACCACGGCCAUGGCCGUCCGCCCUUCGGUGCUGGACCAGGCCUGCCCAACAUGGACUUCUUGCGGAACAUCGCAUCUCAAUUCGGCGUCCAGUUCAACGAGCCAACUCCCGAUGGAGUCGACUUUGUCCCGUCGCUAGACAUGUUCGAUACCCCGACCACAUAUAUCGUGCAUGUUUCCCUCCCCGGAGCAAAGAAGGAGGACCUGAGUGUCGAUUAUGACCCGGAAGAGUCUGUCCUCCGUCUUGCGGGUGUCACUUAUCGCCCUGGAAUCAACGAGGACUUGUACGAAGCUCUUGUCAUGAAGGAGCGAGCUCGCGAAGUCGGUGUCUUCCAGCGUGAUGUUCACGUUGGAACCUCUGAGGCCCCGGCUGAUAUUCUUGUCGACGAGAUCAAGGCCAGGCUGGAGGACGGCGUGCUGAUUGUGACACUGCCGAAGGUGCAGCGGGCGCCGCAGGCCAAGAAGAAGAUUGUUGUGGAAGAUGGAUCGACCACGGUCGAGAAGUAUGCUGCCGAGAGGGAGAAUAUCAGUAAUGAGAAGGAUGCGAUGCUGGUAGAUGUGAAGGAGACGGAGACUGCCAGCGAGACUUUGACUCCAUCUGCGUCUGAUGAUGAGAGUGAGGGCGAGGGUGGGGAGAACAAGGAGUACGUGAAGGUGCAAGUUAAUUGA